AUGUCCCCUUCCAAAAUGCAUGCUACAACAGGGUCUACUUCCGAAGUCGAACAAAAAAUCAGACAAGAGUUAGCUCUUAGUGAUGAAGUUACCACCAUCAGACGCAACGCUCCAGCUGCCGUCUUGUACGAGGAUGGUCUGAAAGAAAAAAAGACCGUUAUCUCAUCAAGUGGCGCAUUGAUUGCUUAUUCUGGUGUCAAAACCGGUAGAUCUCCAAAGGACAAGCGUAUUGUCGAAGAAUCCACUUCGAAAGACGAAAUCUGGUGGGGUCCUGUUAAUAAACCAUGCUCAGAAAGAACCUGGUCUAUUAAUCGUGAAAGAGCCGCUGAUUACUUGAGAACAAGAGACCACAUUUACAUCGUCGAUGCCUUUGCUGGUUGGGAUCCAAAGUACAGAAUCAAAGUUCGUGUUGUCUGUGCAAGAGCCUACCAUGCUUUAUUCAUGACAAAUAUGCUUAUAAGGCCUACGGAAGAGGAAUUAGCUCAUUUCGGUGAACCAGAUUUUACGGUUUGGAACGCUGGUCAAUUCCCAGCUAAUUUACACACGCAAGACAUGUCUUCAAAAAGUACUAUAGAAAUUAACUUCAAAGCAAUGGAAAUGAUCAUUUUAGGUACGGAAUAUGCCGGUGAAAUGAAAAAAGGCAUUUUCACUGUGAUGUUUUACUUGAUGCCUGUUCACCACAAUGUUUUGACUCUCCACUCUUCAGCAAAUCAAGGCAUCCAGAACGGUGAUGUCACCUUGUUUUUUGGUUUAAGUGGUACUGGAAAAACUACCUUAUCUGCAGACCCACAUAGAUUGCUAAUCGGUGAUGAUGAACAUUGUUGGUCAGAUCAUGGUGUCUUCAAUAUCGAAGGCGGUUGUUACGCAAAAUGUAUCAACUUAUCGGCUGAGAAGGAGCCUGAAAUCUUUGACGCUAUUAAAUUUGGCGCUGUAUUAGAAAAUGUUAAGUACGACGAGAAGUCCCAUGUCGUUGACUAUGACGAUUCAUCAAUCACUGAAAACACUAGAUGCGCCUACCCAAUUGACUACAUCCCAAGCGCUAAAAUCCCAUGUUUGGCUGACUCCCAUCCAAAGAACAUUAUCUUGUUGACCUGUGAUGCUUCCGGGGUUUUACCGCCGGUAUCUAAGUUGACCCCCGAACAAGUCAUGUACCACUUCAUCUCUGGUUAUACCUCCAAAAUGGCGGGAACCGAACAAGGUGUUACUGAACCUGAACCAACAUUUUCUUCUUGUUUCGGCCAACCCUUCUUAGCUUUGCACCCUAUCAGGUACGCUACCAUGUUGGCCACUAAGAUGUCUCAUCAUAAGUCUAAUGCUUAUUUGAUCAACACCGGCUGGAGUGGUUCCUCUUACGUAUCUGGUGGUAAACGUUGUCCACUAAAGUACACAAGAGCUAUCUUAGACUCUAUCCAUGACGGUUCAUUGGCUAACGAGACAUAUGAAUCUUUGCCAAUUUUCAACUUGCAGGUACCUACCAAGGUUAAAGGUGUCCCCGCUGAAUUGUUAAAUCCGGCCAAAAAUUGGUCUCAGGGCGAAGCCAAAUAUAAGGGCUCUGUUACCAACUUAGCUAAUUUGUUUGUUGAAAACUUCAAAAUUUAUCAAGACAGAGCCACUCCAGACGUAUUAGCUGCUGGUCCUCAAUUUGAGUAA
Saccharomyces kudriavzevii IFO 1802 is the source of this 1650-nucleotide messenger RNA. RefSeq names its product phosphoenolpyruvate carboxykinase PCK1 (gene PCK1). Gene Ontology annotation, cellular component: cytosol. The transcript has a single exon. Gene Ontology annotation, molecular function: ATP binding; phosphoenolpyruvate carboxykinase (ATP) activity. Lineage: Eukaryota; Fungi; Ascomycota; Saccharomycetes; Saccharomycetales; Saccharomycetaceae. Gene Ontology annotation, biological process: gluconeogenesis. The coding region runs from base 1 to 1650 and encodes 549 amino acids. The record is from RefSeq and is a predicted model, not a curated record.